AUGUCAAUCGGGAAUAGGUUUCAACAGCUUGUUGGGCGCCAGCAGCCCAGCGGCACUCAUGAGGCUCCUACCGUGGAAGAUAUCGAAACUCCGGUAACCGUCAAUGCAGCGCCAUACGACAAGGAAGCUGCCACUGGCUCCCCUCAGGAUAACACGACAAGCAGUGAUGAUAUCUCAUUACCGCACGAAGACGCACAGCGUGGUGUCAAGAAGAUCGAGGCCGUGACUCUAGCUUGGUCGAGGGCAACGCUGGCCUUGUUCCUGAUACUCAUUUGGAUUUACACCCUGGCUAAUGGAUUCAGAUCCUCAAUCCUGGCCAGCUUGACACCCUACGCUACGAGUGAUUUCCAGUCUCAUUCCCUGUUGACUGUCAUCGAAAUUGUAGCAAGUGCCAUGACAUCAGCGGUGUACAUUCCUAUGGCGAAGAUGCUGGACGUCUGGGGCCGUGCUGAAGGCUUUCUCCUUAUGCUAUGCUUUGCCACUUUGGGUCUAAUUCUUAUGGCAGCAUCCAACAACCUUCCUACCUUCUGCGCAGCGCAGGUGUUCCAAUCAGUUGGCCUUGGAGGCAUGACUUAUAGCAUAAAUGUCCUCUCAGCCGACGUAACCAACCUGAGAAAUCGAGGGUUGGCGUUCGCUUUCGUCUCAUCGCCAUGGAUGAUCACUGCGUUUGCUGGUUCCAAAGCAGCAGAAGAAUUCUUACUACACGUCAACUGGCGAUGGGGGUUCGGCUCCUUUGCCAUCAUCAUACCCGCAGUCUCCAUUCCCGUAUACACAGUGUUGAAGGUCAACCUUCGUAAGGCUGAGAAGAAAGGCCUUGUGAAUCACGAGAGGAGUGGCCGAACCCUGGUACAGAAUAUAAUACACUACCUUAUACAGUUUGAUUUGCCGGGUGUCAUCUUGUUCGCUGCCGGUCUUACCGUGUUCCUACUCCCAUUCACACUCGCCCGCUCUGCCCCGAACGGCUGGAAGUCAGACUACAUCAUCGCCAUGAUUGUAGUCGGCUUUGUCCUCCUCCUUCUCUUCGCCGCCUACCAGGUGUACCUGGCUCCUGUGCCAUUCCUGAAACAUGACUACCUUAUCAACCGGACCGUCCUGGGCGCAUGCCUUCUCGACUUCGUAUACCAGAUGUCCUACUACUGUUGGAACAGCUACUUCACGUCUUUCCUUCAAGUCGUCAAUAACCUCAGCGUCGCAGAGGCCGGAUACGUCAAUAGCACAUUCCAGGUCGUCUCCGGCGUCCUCUUAUUCAUCGUCGGCUACCUGAUCCGCAAAACAGGCUACUUCCGAUGGCUUCUGUGGAUCGGUGUGCCUCUUUAUAUCUUCGCCCAGGGUCUCAUGAUCCACUUCCGCCAACCAAACGGAUAUAUUGGCUACAUCGUCAUGUGCGAGAUCUUCAUCUCCAUCGGUGGUAGCGUUUUCACCCUCUGCAUGCAGCUCGCCGUCCUGGCCGCCGUCGACCACCAACACGUCGCCGCGGCAAUGGCCAUUCUAUUCGUGUCCGGUGGCAUCGGUGGUGCAGUCGGAAAUGCCAUUUCCGGUGCCAUCUGGACAAACACCUUUGAGAAUUCCCUGGCACGCUAUCUCCCUGAGUCCGCGCUGCCGAACAUGGCCAGUAUCUAUGCCAGUUUGCCGGUACAGCUAAGUUAUGCCAUUAAUAGCCCUGAGAGAAUAGCAAUCCAGAAGGCAUAUGGUUAUUCGCAGACGAGAAUGUUGGCCGCGGGAACUGGGCUUAUGGCGCUUGCCUUCGUCGCUGUUUACAUGAUCCGGAACUUGAAUCUGAAGAAUAUGACCCAGACGAAGGGUGUUGUGUUCUGA
This is a messenger RNA of Aspergillus pseudotamarii, 1815 nucleotides long. It is a transcript of the gene mirB, whose product is annotated as MFS siderochrome iron transporter MirB. Gene Ontology annotation, biological process: transmembrane transport. The transcript has 4 exons. The record is from RefSeq and is a predicted model, not a curated record. Lineage: Eukaryota; Fungi; Ascomycota; Eurotiomycetes; Eurotiales; Aspergillaceae. The coding region runs from base 1 to 1815 and encodes 604 amino acids. Gene Ontology annotation, molecular function: transmembrane transporter activity.